Molecule: messenger RNA, 381 nt
Organism: Aureobasidium uvarum
Lineage: Eukaryota; Fungi; Ascomycota; Dothideomycetes; Dothideales; Saccotheciaceae
Source: the annotation of a GenBank genome assembly
CUCCCUCUCGGUCUUCUUACUGCCGCCCAAGGCCACCCUAUGCUCGUCGAGCUCAAGAACGGCGAGACCCUGAACGGACAUCUGGUCAGCUGCGAUACAUACAUGAACCUCACACUCAAGGAAGUCAUCCAAACGAGCCCGGAAGGCGAUCGCUUCUUCAGACUACCCGAAUGCUACGUUCGCGGAAACAACAUCAAAUACCUCAGAAUGGAAGACGAGAUUGUGGAUCUUGUCAAGGACCAACAAGCCAGCCAACAAGCUGCCAGAGGCGGUCGCGGAGGAGGUCAAGGAGGAAGAGGUGACCACAGCGGGCGUGGAGAGCGUGGCGGUAGGGGAGGCCGUGGUGGUCGUGGCAGAGGAGGUCGUGGCCGUGGUGGUUGA